AAAUACGAAUGUACUUAGAGCUCGACCGUAUUCGAUCUCACUGUGAUCUAUUUUUCUAUUCACAAAAAUGUCGUCUGUAAAAAGAAGGAGGAAUUCCAGUAGAGAGGGUGCGGGUGUGAAUGAUAUGUCGUAUCUUGACAUGAUCCCGGAUGUGGUGCUGAUUGAAAUUUUGUCUUAUCUUCACGCAACUGAAGUCGCCGAAGUCACCGCUAUCAGCAAACGCCUUCGUCAGCUGUCUCGCACCCCGACGGGUUCCCGUCGCAUCAAUCUAUCUAAGUGCCUUCACAUUACGUUUGAGGGGUUGCAGGACUACCUAAGGCCCCUCACGCGAGUGAUGACUGGAGCUCUGGACUUGAGCCAGAACCCCUGGAUACCAGCAAAGUCCUUUGAAAGACUCGCCAAUUUCAUGGUCAAUAUCACAUCGUUGGAUAUAACUGGCUGCUGCAUUAGUGUACCGUGUCUGAACAAGAUCCUUUGCAAGGCAACCAACCUCCACACUCUAGCCUUAACUGAUCGAGGCUUCCAUUUCGUUACAUCUUCCGAAGAGGGAUCAUCCAAGAAGGAUUCCUUCACCAAGAAAAGCCUCCAAACACUCUCGAGAAUCAGGCGUCUUACCAUAGCCUUCUUGAUGUGCAGUGAAGACCUAUCCCUUGUAGUCCACUGCCCUAGGCUGGAAGCCCUAAAGAUUGACCUGCAUGUUCAUGAAAUGCCAUUCAAACUCAGCGCCUGCUAUUGUUCCCUUGAAAACCUGCCAGCGGAGCACUUUUGUAAUCUGAGGAGGUUUACUCAAACGAAUGUACACUCCGUCAUGCACCCGAAUGUAGCAAACCACAUGGGCAGCAUUAUUACAGAGUCAUUGCUACGUGGAACGAAAUUCACAAAGCUCUUCCUCCCAACAUAUCUAACUGAGGAUGAGGAUAUCGCUGAAAUCAAUAAAAUGAACACUUCUUGGUCAUCGAGCCUCAGUCAUGCAGACCUCCCAUUUGAGCUGAAGGGACCUUUGCCCUCCCUACGCUACCUACAAACAGACUACCUCCGUUAUAAGAAAGUGGAAGAUUUUAAACAGUUUCCAAACCUUCAGUAUCUCUUUUUGUCACCGAAAGCUGAUGGAAAGUUGGAGUUUAAAUUAGAUCUACUUCCAAUCUUAGCUGAUUCUUGCCCUCACCUCAUUGGACUGUGUUUACCUGAUACUCACAUUCAUCCCAAGGCUACUGAUGAACCGGUUGCUAUGAUACUUGGACGAUUCAAAAAGUUACAGCAUCUAUCGAUAUCUCCUUGUGCCUUCCAGGUACACAAUCAGGCCAAUCAUUCAAUUUUUGACACCGAGGAAGACAUUGCCGAGAAGAAUGCAGCAGCAACGAGCAAUGAGAGACCAGCUGAAUUGUUGAAGGACAUAUCUGGUCUGGUAAAAGCCUGCCCUUUUCUAACGGAACUAGAACUGAUCUAUCCACAAACAAACAUCGUCUUCAUAUCAAACGUUACACGUGCACCAGUUUGCAGCAAGGAGUCUACGGAGACGGUACCUACCGAUACCUCACUCGCUGCUAUAGGGAACCUCAAGUUUCUCCAAAGACUAACAAUUGGUGGCGCUCUAGGGAUCCGUCAUGGCGGAGGCUUCGUGAGGAUAUUCAAGGAAUGUCGUCAGCUCUACUUCCUGUCCCUGGCAGACAUUGGACUUAGUGGGCAGUGUACGUGGAUGCCAGCUUUCUGCGAAGCCCUGCAGUAUGCGUCAUCACUGCAAGAUUUAAGGGUGGAACACCAAAACCUGGAGUUGUCAACACAGUUUCAGCUUGCUUUACAGAACUGCAAGAGAUUGAGAAGGCUUCUCUUGCACUCACAGAAAAGAAGGAUCCAGAAGUCGAAGGGUGGGAACAUCUAUUGGCCGCAGUGUGGUAGGUUUCUAGAUUUACUGCGCACCUGUCCCGACCUCCAUCUACUGGCCGUGUUUUCUGCAGAUCCUAAGAGUAUGACGAGACUAGGGACAGAUGAGAGCAGCUUGAAGAAGAGUAGACUGGAAGCCUUCUUUGGAUUGUCUUUCCCACAGUGCAGACAUAAUCUUCGUUUUGACAACAUCAACUGGCGAGAGUUUGUGGUAUUUAGACAUCAUGUGUGUGAGCCAACGAAAUUUAAUGGUAUCAUGUGAUCUGAUAGGGCCCUUGUCAUAUAAGGUUAUGACCGAUCUAAUCGAUCACAACUCUUGGAAGCCAGCGAUGACGGCAUCCGCAGUGCAUACAUCCGUUAUUGAAAUUGAUUUUCAAAUACUCGUACACGCAUCACUGUCUUGAACAAUAACAUACUCUUCAUUGUUUCCAAGGAGACAUUGGCCCGUAUUCCGAAGUCGAGUUUAACUUAAACUCAGUUUUAAAGAUGUGGUUUAAGUAUGGAUAGCC
Messenger RNA from Lytechinus variegatus (green sea urchin), 2390 nucleotides. RefSeq names its product F-box/LRR-repeat protein 18-like. Gene Ontology annotation, biological process: SCF-dependent proteasomal ubiquitin-dependent protein catabolic process. The record is from RefSeq and is a predicted model, not a curated record. NCBI's taxonomy places the organism in Eukaryota, Metazoa, Echinodermata, Echinoidea, Temnopleuroida, Toxopneustidae. Gene Ontology annotation, molecular function: protein binding.